Messenger RNA from Orbilia oligospora ATCC 24927, 600 nucleotides. RefSeq lists its product as uncharacterized. NCBI's taxonomy places the organism in Eukaryota, Fungi, Ascomycota, Orbiliomycetes, Orbiliales, Orbiliaceae. The coding region runs from base 1 to 600 and encodes 199 amino acids. The transcript is spliced from 2 exons. The record is from RefSeq and is a predicted model, not a curated record.
AUGCCAGCCGGGUUAAUUGAAGUAUUGUGGAAGAGGGCGUUAGAUGAAUACACAGUCACAACUGGUGUGAAUAUGGACGAUGAAGAUUGCAAAGCUAUCUUGGGGAAGAUUGUGAACUUUUGGAGUGAUAAAGCUAAAACUAAAGGAACCUCGGGCACGGAAGAUUUUAUCCCAGCAGAUGAUGAAAGCGACUUUCCUCACACUCCUUUUAUGCAUCGUAGUAGCAAUGGUGGGAGUACUAGCGACGGUGGUGGCGAAAAUAACAUCGCUGAUUUAGUCAUGAACUAUGCCGUCAAGUUCGACCGUGCGCGUCACAAGGACGCCAACGCCUGGGACAAAAUACGACAUAACCUUGCGAAAUACCUAUCUGUUGCAUCGGGGCUACUCUCAGUCGCCGGUGAGCUGGCUAGCCUCGCGUUUCCACCAGCGAGCAUCCUUAUCGUCGCUGUUACCCGCGCUGGUGACGCCAUAUACACGGUCAGCAAAGAUCUAGAUACCGUCAAGGAGCUCUUCGAAACAAUGAUCUCCUUCAGCGAAAGAGUCAACUUACUUAAAAAAAAACGUACCAUCAGAGCCCCCAUAUCAAAAGAUGGUCGUUGA